This is a messenger RNA of Owenia fusiformis, 1188 nucleotides long. Lineage: Eukaryota; Metazoa; Annelida; Polychaeta; Sabellida; Oweniidae. The record is from the annotation of a GenBank genome assembly.
CAAAUUUCUUGUGCAUAGUAAAGGUUGCGGAGUCAUGUUGCACUGUAAUAACUGCAGAAAUGAGUUGAAAAACUAUUGUCAGAAGCUAACAUGGGCUUAAACAACAAGAAUUUGAAGCGUAAAUAGCAAAAAUGAGUUCCUACUACGGAAUUGGGUUGAUGUCGGGAUCUUCUUUAGACGGACUGGAUAUUUGUUAUGCUGAAUAUAUGGGCGAUAAAGACAGCGAUAUAUGGAGUUAUCGAUUCUUAAACACCGAAACAAUUCCCUACGACGAAGAAUGGUACACGAAGCUGGUUGAGUGUCCAAAUUAUAGUGGUGCCGAUCUUGUGAAGCUAGAUCGGGAUUACGGUCACUUCAUCGGCAAAACCGUCAAGGAUUUUAUUGCAAGAACCGAUAUUGAAAAAUUGGAUUUUGUAGCAUCGCAUGGACAUACCGUAUUUCACCAACCUGAGCAUGGGUUCACUUACCAAAUCGGCGAGGGCGAAACGAUAUCAUCACAUCUGACUUGCCCCGUCGUGACAAACUUCCGAGAUAAAGAUGUCGCUCUUGGAGGCCAAGGGGCUCCCCUAGUACCCGCAGGAGAACAGUAUUUAUUCACCGACUAUUCAAUGUGUUUAAAUCUAGGUGGAAUUGCAAACAUAUCGGUCGGUGGAAAAGCGUUUGAUGUAUCGCCAUGCAAUAUGCUGCUCAAUCACCUAGCCAACAGAUACAACAAAACGUAUACAUUUGAUUCCGAUGGAAAAAUAGCAGAGAGUGGUAACAUCAUUGACGAUGUCUUGCAGCAAUUGAAUAGCAUUCAUUUUUAUGAAGAACUGCCCCCGAAAAGUCUUGGCAGGGAAUGGUUCGAGACUAAUAUUGUGCCCGUUAUUUCGAAGGGACACUCACCCGCGGAUCUUCUUGCAACGUCAGUUGAACACAUUAGUGAACAAAUUGCACGAGCAGCAACUGAGUAUAUCCAUGGUCCUAUCCUUACCUUAAAUCCACCACACGCAAAUCACAACGUAAGCCUGAAUAACAGUAGCAGUGACUCUAUUAUGAGGAAGAGCAUCUUGAUCACAGGAGGUGGUGCAAAAAAUAAAUUCCUUAUGAAAAACAUUGCUGAUAAACUGCAAAAGAAUGACAUUGACAUCGCAGAGUGUGAUGACGAAUUAAUUGAUUUCAAGGAGGCUAUGGUGUUCGGUUUCCUUG